AUGUGCUGUGCCUGCUGCUUUAAUGCGUGUCGGCCUAGAUAUAAAAUUCUUGUGGAUAACAUCUUCCCAGUCAAUCCCCAGGAUGGCUUAGUAAGGAACAAUAUGGAAAAGCUGACCUUCUAUGCUAUGUCGUCACCCGAAAAGUUGGACAGGAUAGGGGAAUACCUGGCUCAGAAACUAAACAAGAACAUCUAUAGACGUCAGAAAGGGUUCGUCACUAUAUCGAUGGAGGCAUUGGACCAAAUACUCCUCACUUGUCACGCGCAGACGCUCAACCUUUUCGUCGAAAGCUUUCUCAAGAUGGUGCAGAAGUUGCUCGAAUGCACAGAGCCAGAUUUACAGAUCCUCGCAACGCAGUCGUUUGUCAAGUUUGCAAAUAUCGAAGAGGAUACCCCGUCAUAUCAUCGUGGUUACGAUUUCUUCGUGUCAAAAUUCAGCUCAAUGUGCCACAGCAAUGAGGAACAGGUGGAUGUCAGAACCAGGGUGAGGCUGGCUGGAAUCAAGGGUCUGCAGGGCGUCGUGCGCAAGACUGUCAACGACGAUCUUCAAGUGAACAUCUGGGAUCAGACUCACAUGGACAAGAUUAUUCCUUCGUUGCUCUUCAACAUGCACGCAGAUGGACGAGGUGAUGUCGCAGUUUCCGGUGGAGUGUCUGGGAAUAAUGAUGAGAUGCCAGCCGUACUAGCUGAGGCGUGUCUCAGAGAUCUGCUCUGCAGGGCAGCGUUUGGCAAUAUCAAAUCGGUUUUAAAACCCGUGCUCAGGCAUCUGCAUCUACACGAGCUUUGGACCCAGUGGCACUGCGACCACGACUUUCCGAUCAGGCUUUUCAAGAUUGUCACGUAUGCGGUGCAGGCGCAGUACUCGGUCGGUAAGAAGUACACGGUGAGUAACACGACGGCAGCGUACGCGUCGGCGACGGGACUUUGGGACCCGCUGCUGCGCAUCGCUCUCACCGAGGACCCGGCGACGCGCCGCCUCACCCAGCAGAUCCUUCACGCUCUCAUCGACCGCCACAAGAACAACGACAAGUUUGCCACGCCCAGCAUCGUUGAAGACAUUGAAGAUUUUGGGCUGAGUCGUGAUAAAUGCUCCCGCCCGGACUACAUGUUCAUGAAGAAGCACGGCGGAGAGUUCCUCUACUGUUGCUACGACAGCUUGCUGAAGUCGAACAACGAGCUGGACAACUUCAGCGCCAUCUAUCAGACGCUCGCGCUGCUCGCCGUAGAGUUCCAACACGACGAGCUGCUCAUCGAGUUCCUGAGGAUCGCCUUCAGCCUGCAGGAGCUGGCGCAGGAGAGCCACUCGUGGGUCGUUAGCAUGCAGAACACGGGCGCGGUGCUACACGGCAUCAUUGCCAGCUACCUGAGUCUCAUCACCAAGCUCAUCGGUCUGUCGGCGCCGAUCACAUACGUCGAGGAGGUUAUUGAGAGCAGGAGGAAGUCGGCUCCCUACCUUCUACCUGACUUUGUGUUUGGCGACGAAAAUGCGGAUGCUAGUGUGCCGAAUCCACUGGAUGUGAAGGAAGAUCUACUGUUCAAGCAGAGCGUGAUGGUGGCAGCCUUGAAGCAGCAUGGACACGACACUACGCGCUUGUCCAUCCCGUACACCCAGAACGCUGUCGAUAGCCUUAAUAAGGCUCGCAGCAUGAGUGACAUCAAGUCCAUAAGCCUGACUGAUGCCGACAGCGCCCACUCUUCUCCUGGAAUCAUUCGGAAAAAUCCAGAAGAAGAUAUCACGUUUGAGUCACUGAAAAUGAUAAUGUUUGAGUCACCAGAGAAGGCAAAGGCCUUGGAGGAGGAGCGACAGCGGAGGAUCGUCGAGACGUUCCGAACAGCACCCUUUGAGGACAUCGUCGCCAGGUCAGAGGCAAAGACACAGCAGAUCCACGACCGUCUGGGUGAGAUCCUCAGUAAGAUCCAGCUGGCGCCGAUCGAAUCUCAGGCGAUUGACCGCAGCAGCCAGGACAGUCUGGACCUCAUCGAGAGCGUGACCACUGACCAGCAGCCCGUCUACGAGAUGACCUAUCCGGAGCUGUUUGUCUACUAGCGUGUCCCUGUCGCAUGCGCGUCUGUAGAGGCGGUCACGAGGCUCGUGUGGCGCGUGCAGCAGCAGCAGGCGUUCAGCAGCAGGUCUGCGAUGGAGGUGCGAUCGGGCAGGUUUAGCUAUGAUCAGUCUCUUGUUGUCGGCCAUAUUGCCGUUAGGAAAUUGUAUAGGCGUAUAUUAACGUGUUAAAGUAGUUCUAUGAUCGUGUUUCCAGCCUAUUCGAAGUGGUUACACUAUGAACAUGUAGAACGUGUAUACAUGUAUAGUAGCUUAAGCAAGGUUAUACUUCUAUAUGUUAACGUUAUGAUAACAAGAUAAGGGAUGUGUUUGAGCAGGUGUGCAUGCAGCUAUGCAGGCAGCUAUGCCUUGUGGCUAGUCGAGUGGAAAUAAAGUAGUUUGCUUAAAGGUUAUAUAUUUAAAGUUAAGUUGUUGCUGGUGGACAGAGAAAGCAUUAGAAGAGGACCUCCACCUUGUUAUAGUUAAUAAAUGUGUUUAUAUAAGUGUUUUAAUGUUAAUAUUUGAUCAGAGCUUUUAACGUAGUGUGUACAUUAUAUUAACAUUAUAUUAAUGCUCCCACGCGAUUUCCGAUUCUAUUUCAUAAUAUCUGUGAUGUUAUAGUGCAGGUUAUACGUUAGGCAUUUCAACGUUUUAUCAUGGGAGGACUAGGUUGCCUCAGCUGUGUUCGUCAUCAUGUAUGUCAAUGUUAUCGAAGCAUCAGUGUUUAAGGUAUUGCACUGUAAGUGUUUGAACCAGCGGACAGCCGUUUUAGUUUCGUGUCAGAAUAUUUAUCUCAAAUCUGAACUUGUCAUCAGUAUUAUUACAUAGGAUAGCAGAUUGUUUAUUGGGUAACUAUUCAACCUGAACAACAUCAUGCUUAUAAACCUGGUUAUUGAAGAAAUAA
Molecule: messenger RNA, 2944 nt
Organism: Priapulus caudatus
Lineage: Eukaryota; Metazoa; Priapulida; Priapulimorpha; Priapulimorphida; Priapulidae
Product: protein EFR3 homolog B-like
Exons: 18
Coding region: 1-2046 (681 amino acids)
Biological process (GO): protein localization to plasma membrane
Cellular component (GO): plasma membrane
Source: RefSeq, a predicted model, not a curated record